CUAAUUCUAGAGCCCAACCUAAUGCAUUAGGCCGACCUUUAUAUAUCCCUCUUAUAGACCCAUAAAACCCAAGCGUAACCCCUCUCAUCGCUAGGGUUUCAUUUCCUGUGAGAGAGUCAGAGAGGCGCCGUUUGGAAGCUCGGAAAACACAGCAAUGGCGAGAAUCAAGGUUCACGAGUUGAGGCAGAAGAACAAGGCAGACCUUUUGACACAGCUUAAGGAUCUCAAGGCCGAGCUCGCUCUCCUUCGAGUGGCCAAGGUCACCGGCGGUGCACCCAACAAGCUCUCCAAGAUUAAGGUGGUGAGGCUAUCGAUCGCUCAGGUAUUGACGGUCAUAUCCCAGAAGCAGAAGGCUGCUCUAAGAGAAGUUUACAAGAACAAGAAGUUCUUGCCACUCGAUCUCCGUACCAAGAAGACCAGGGCUAUUCGCAAAAGGCUUACAAAGCAUCAGUUGUCUUUGAAGACUGAAAGGGAAAAGAAGAGGGAAGUCUACUUCCCCAUGAGGAAGUACGCCAUCAAGGUGUAGGGUUGGUUUUAUUACUAUUUAGGUCAUGGUAUCUUUUGUUUACAGACCUUAUUUGGUUGACAAGUUUUGUCUUUUCUUCACUCUUCGAUAGUUUUGUUACUAGACCUGAAUUUGCGUUAAAUUUUAUUCUGUAACUUGGGGAGGACUUGUCUCAAGCUAAACUGAGUUAUAUAUAUUUUUUUAAAUUGGUAGUUAAUAUUUGUUUUUUCCUAA
Molecule: messenger RNA, 739 nt
Organism: Humulus lupulus (European hop)
Lineage: Eukaryota; Viridiplantae; Streptophyta; Magnoliopsida; Rosales; Cannabaceae
Product: large ribosomal subunit protein uL29
Exons: 4
Coding region: 155-526 (123 amino acids)
Biological process (GO): maturation of LSU-rRNA from tricistronic rRNA transcript (SSU-rRNA, 5.8S rRNA, LSU-rRNA); translation
Cellular component (GO): ribosome; cytosolic large ribosomal subunit
Molecular function (GO): structural constituent of ribosome; mRNA binding
Source: RefSeq, a predicted model, not a curated record